Messenger RNA from Xyrichtys novacula (pearly razorfish), 1748 nucleotides. NCBI's taxonomy places the organism in Eukaryota, Metazoa, Chordata, Actinopteri, Labriformes, Labridae. The record is from the annotation of a GenBank genome assembly.
AUGUUUCAGAUAAAAAACCAAAUCAAGUACAGCUCACCGGGUAUCGCCGCUGCUAAACUGUUUUCCUCCGGACCCGCCAAAAACCCGGUUGUGUUUCUGGACAUCGAGGCCGACGCGGAACCGAUUGGGAGAAUAAUCAUUGAGGUACCUAGCUAGCUAGUACUAGCCUUCUGGUUCAGGACUGUUCACUUUUCAGUGCAAACAUUCAUUCAUUUGGUGACUCUGAUUUGUUUGUGUUGCAGUUGAAUGCAGAUGUAGUGCCAAAGACUGCACGUAUGUUUUAUUUAGCUUUUUUGUUACAUGUUUCAUUUAGUAUUAAAGUUUCUCAAACUGUCCUUGACUUGAAAUGAAUAAAAAAACACUUUCUCCACAGAGAACUUCAAGGCCCUGUGUACUGGAGAAUAUGGCUUUGGAUAUAAGGGAUCCGUGUUUCACAGGGUCAUACCUGAGUUUAUGUGUCAGGUGAGAUUUACAGAGAGUUUGUGGGAAUAAAAAGUGUUGUCUAUGUUUGCUGCUGCUGUAGGGUUUUAUAUGUUUGUGUGUUUGUGUUGCAGGGGGGAGAUUUCACCAACCACAAUGGCACAGGAGGAAAAUCUAUAUUUGGGAAAACAUUCAAGGAUGAAAACUUUAAAUUAAAACACACUGGUCCAGGUAUGAAUAACCAUGGUCUACAAUUUUACUAAAUAUAUCAUCAUGAUGCUUUAAAUGUUAUUCUGUAACCAUUAGCUUCUUAAUGGUUGAUGAUAAAUCCCAUCUCACAUGCAGCUUUGCAUCCACAAUGAUUGCUGAUGGUUAGUUAAGGGUGUGGUUGUGUCAUGCAUUUCAACAUAAACUGAUAAGGAAAGAUAAGUCUCAAAGAAAAUAAUGAUAAAGUUUGAGUUAUAGUUUCAUAAAUACAUAGCUAGUUUCUCAUUGAUUGUAGUUCAAACCAAAAUUCACAAGUGCAUUUGUAAAUGUCAGAUGUUAUCCUUCUAUUUUUUUUUACAUGUACUGUAUAUUUUACUCUCUUUCCCUCUUAACAAUAUAACUGUCUUGUUGGAGUUGACUCUCCACUAGGUGGCAGUGCCUCAUUCAGUGCCAGCACUAUGACUACCUCUUUUACAGACUUAGCAAUCCCCAGGUGAAAGACCUACUUUUUGCACCAAUCAAAAUAACUUUGUUCUUGAGAAAACUUCGUCCACAUGCUGUUUAUUUUGCGCCUUGUUGAAAAAAAAUGCUGCAUAAUCAAAGUUUGCAGUUUGCCUCGAGGAAAGAAUAGAAAACAGACACAGUUGUUGACUUGUGGCAUGAUCCUCUUUUGCUACACUAAGGCUUAAAUGUUAUUGGGUCAGAGUUAAAAUAGAGUCAAAAGGAUCUGUUGACUGUUUCCAAUUUAACUUAUUUACUUUUUGGCCUUUUAAUCCCUGCAGGAACGCUUUCAAUGGCAAACUCAGGGCCAAACACAAAUGGCUCCCAGUUCUUUAUCUGCACAACCAAAACUGAAUGGUAAGUGCUUAGCAGAAUUUUUUUUUUACCACCAAAAUUUGGGUGAUUUGCUCCAAAGUCUUGACUCAUCCAAAUGCAUUAAUCUACCACUGGCUGAAGGGGUUUCUGUCUGUCUGUCUUUUGAUAGGCUUGAUGGUAAACACGUGGUGUUCGGGCAGGUGAAGGAAGGACUGGAUGUGGUCACUAAGAUGGAAUCUUUUGGUUUGCACGAUGGUGGAGUCAUCAAGAAAAUUGUCAUUUCUGACUGUGGAGAGAUCAAAUAA